AUGACUCGAGCUCAAAUUACAGACAAAAACCUAAUUCCAAACAUCAAAACAGGGGGCAAGCAAUCAUUCAUCUUUUUUUGCGUUUGCGCAAACAGAUUACAGAGCGAACAUGAGUCAGCACAAAGAGAUCCAGCAUUCCCUCACCGGAAAAUCCGAGCUGGCGGCGAUUAUCUACGCAUGGCUUUCCAUCUUUUGCGGAUAAGGAAGAUCGGAAAAAGGUUGGAGGAGCAACUGAAAAUUGGAAAGAAAGAAAAAAAGGCUGAUGGAUUUGGUUUUGGUGGGGUGGGUUUGAUCGAGGGUUUUGCGGAUCGGGAGUGUGGGGACACGUGUCGGUCAUCGCAUCGAGAACCUCUUUACUGGGUUGGGGAUUCUGUGUGGGCG
This is a messenger RNA of Striga asiatica, 381 nucleotides long. Lineage: Eukaryota; Viridiplantae; Streptophyta; Magnoliopsida; Lamiales; Orobanchaceae. The record is from the annotation of a GenBank genome assembly.